AUGAGAAAAUCCAAAAUUGGCGACACUGCUUCCGUCGAGCACCACAUUGUGGAUAGCCUGGAGGCAGUCCAAGGCCUCCGCUUCACCAUGGUCGAGCGAUGGCCAUAUGAUCUUGAGGUGUACCUCAACGCGACUAUUGACGAGGAGCUGGAGUCCAAAGGCAAAGUCAUUUCGAUGCUCAACCUCCUUCUCUGUACCAGGGGCAAGCCUUCCCAAUACACCUACAUGAUCAACAUCGACGCUCUCAAGGAGGUAACGUUUAAUACCGCCUUCAAUGGGCGCCUCGACACUGCAAGGGGAACCAGCGGACCCAUUUCGCUUCGAACUGACCUGGAGGGCACCUUGUUUGCCAAGGUCAUCUUCAACUGCAAGACCAUCUCGCAUCUCCUUUUUGAGCGGUUUCACAUUUGCAUGCAGAGCGUCCGCGAGGUUCAAUUUUCGAAGUGCGCAACUCUUCACAAGCCGAACAAGCAAUGA
Molecule: messenger RNA, 477 nt
Organism: Eremomyces bilateralis CBS 781.70
Lineage: Eukaryota; Fungi; Ascomycota; Dothideomycetes; Eremomycetales; Eremomycetaceae
Exons: 1
Coding region: 1-477 (158 amino acids)
Source: RefSeq, a predicted model, not a curated record